GGAGUUUCACCCAUUCUACUUUAGUUAUAAAGAUAUAACCUAAGGUUAGUUGAUAUAUCGUAUCUCGACUCUACCUACCGUUCAUCAUAUACAUUUAUAUUAUAUACGCUCACUUCAUCACACACACUGUAUACAUACCUCCUAUCUACCUAUUUACCUUAGGUACCUAGUCUAUCUACCCAGCAGCGAGCGAUGCGUCUCCCCUACGUCCCCAACCCGCCGCAGCCGGCGUCCGAAGACGAAGCUGCCAUCGUAGCGCGCAUCGCGGCUCGUCGGGCCCCGCGCCCCUUGCAGCCGCUCGAUCUAGCGCUGCUCCAUUCGCCGCCGGUCGCGGACGGGUGGAACAGCUUCCUGGGCGCGAUACGCACGCGGACGUCGCUCGACGACCGGGCGCGCGAGAUCGCGAUCUGUCGGGUCGCCGUGUGCAACGGCGCGUGGUACGAGUGGGGCCACCACGCGCCGCUUGCGAGGGCGGCGGGGGUCAGCGAGGAGGGGAUGGGGGUUGUGGGGAGGGAUGUCUUGGUUGAGGAGGAGGGGGAGGGGGAGGGGGGAGAUGAUGGGGAGGAGAGGAGUAGGAAGGAGGCUGAACGGGCGGGGUUGGGGGAACGGGAGUGGGCUGUGCUGAGGUAUGCGGAUGAGAUGACGAGGAAGGUGAAGGUGUCGGAGGAGGUGUUUGGGGCGCUGAGGAGGGUGUGCAGCGAGAGGGAGGUUGUGGAGGUUACUGCUACGGUUGCGGCGUAUAACUGCGUCAGCCGGUUUCUAGUUGCGUUGGACGUUGGCGAGAAAAAUGGUACUGGUCCUGAUUCUGGGGAUUGAGAGGAAUUACGGCUGCCCCUGGAAGUUAGCAAGAUAAUAGAAUCAGUUGCUCCCUCUACAUCUAAUGUGAGGUAAUAGUAAACGUGUAAGAUGAAUACAUGCGUAGCGAGAUUCCAGACAUAUCAACAGCCGCGCCCUUCAUACUAUGAUAAAACUCAGUAUUGAAAUGCUUGGAUCAACCCCUGGAUAUAUUAUCGACGCUAUGAGUCGAUUUCCUUUCCCUAAUAACCACCCAGCCAGUUCUUUUACAUCCGAUCAAGCCUACACUAAACCCAUCUAAUACAUAUGACAUCCCCGAAGGAAAAUAGCCAGUCCGUGUAAUGCGGAUAUGAGGCGUGGUAUCUAACUAU
Messenger RNA from Daldinia vernicosa, 1166 nucleotides. Its product is annotated as AhpD-like protein. The record is from RefSeq and is a predicted model, not a curated record. The transcript has 3 exons. Lineage: Eukaryota; Fungi; Ascomycota; Sordariomycetes; Xylariales; Hypoxylaceae. The coding region runs from base 193 to 816 and encodes 207 amino acids. Gene Ontology annotation, molecular function: peroxiredoxin activity.